AUGCCGCAUGUCAUCUCUCAAAUAUCCAGGAUGGCCCACAAUCUGCGUCCUUCAAGUCUACCUGCAGACAAAGAUAGCUCUUUGAGUACGUCUCGAGUGACAGUGAAGACACCAGACAGUGAGAAAGACUUUGUAAUAACUGAUGACACCUCGGUGAGGCAGUUCAAGGAGAAGCUAUCGGCUCACUUCAAAUGCAAAAUGGAUCAACUAGUGCUGGUCUUCAUGGGUCGUCUUUUGAGAGACCAUGACACAUUGAGCCAGAGGGGUGUCUUGAAUGGCCACACCAUCCACUUGGUCAUCAAGACUAAACAGGGCUCCAGAUUCAAAGCCCAUUCCUCCCAGAACUUGCCAACUAAUGAGCCUUGCCACCAGGACAGAAACAACAGAAUCACCAAAGGAAACAAAAGUGGAGUAUAUCAACCGACUGGUCCCACUCCAGUGAGACCAUCUGGUUAUAUGGAAUCCAAUAUGUCCAAGGCAUCGAGCCAAGACCUAAAAAUGGGUAGUCAAGAGCAUGUAGCACCAAUGCUAGAGAAUCCUAUCAUCCAGUGGCUUCUGUCCAACAGGGACUUCAUUGACCAGUUGAUUGCAGAACAUCCAGAGAUGCAGCAGUUGAUGCAGCAGGACCCAGAGAUUUCACACAUCCUUGACAAUUUUGCAAUAUUACGUCAGACUCUAAAGCUGGCCAAAAAAUUUGCCAAGAUUCAAGAUACAGUGCAUGUCUGUCAACCUGCAGAGAAUCUUGAGCAACCUCACUACCCACAAUCACACUUGGGUUUAGAGAAAAUCUCUAGUGGGAAAAAUGCUGUAGGUCAGAGCUAUCCUGAUUUCAAUGAUCACAUGUUGAAUAGCUUAAAGGAUUCAACGGUGAGCAAUGCCCUCAUAGCUUUUCUGCGAAGACAGAUGUCAGAGGUUCAGUUCUCAUCCUCAUCUGCACCAUCAUCCCAGGAACAGCGACAACAGCUCCCACAGAUCCCUAAAGUCCAAACUAUUUAUACUAAUUCUCGUGACUUAUCUUCAAUUUCAUCAACUAGUGAUGACCAAAACGGACCAAGACAUACUUCUGGGGCCAAUAUAUCAACUAUACACACCAAGGACAGAAGCCAUACUUGUGCUAUUCAAGAGUCAGCUGGGGUCUUACCUAGCAUAGAAAUCUCUCACCACCCACAGACACCUUUCAGCAUGAUAGGUAGAUCUAACAAGAUAUCAAAAGAUGAUCAGCAGUCAUCAGGUAAUUACACCCAAUCCAAGAUCACAGAAAGCAUGAUGCAGAUGUUUUUGGAUAAUCCUAAUCUGGCAAUUCAGAUGAUGCUAUUCAUGAAUAUACCCCAGCUGAAUAAGCAAAACUUGGCCACCCUUUUGCUGCAGACACAGAUUUAUGAUAUGCUUCUAUCCCUGACCAACCCCAAAACAUCACAAGCCAUACUACAAAUUGAACAGGGUCUGCAGCUAUUGGCCACAGAGGCUCCUGUUCUUCUAACUUGCAUUGCACCGUAUCUAUGGGGCCUGGGUUGGCUUCCUGCUCCCAACUUCACAUCCUCUGAUGCAGGGCGCUGGGCCUGUAAUGUGCCAGAAAUUUCUGAAAUCAAAGAGCCUGAGUGCUGCCACAAAUAUGAAAACAUUUUCCAGAGGCUGCAGUCUCUAAUUGGUGACUCUUCUCAAUCUCUACAUGCCUCUGAGAUUCAAUUCAGCAAGCAAAUGGAAUCUCUUCAAGCUAUGGGGUUUGGGAACCAUCAAGCUAAUCUGCAGGCACUCAUUGCCACAAAGGGGGACACAUUUGCUGCUAUCCGCAAGCUCAGGAGAUCCCAGGGGUUCUAA
Messenger RNA from Sorex fumeus (smoky shrew), 1818 nucleotides. RefSeq names its product ubiquilin like (gene UBQLNL). The transcript has a single exon. Bases 1 to 1818 code for a protein of 605 amino acids. Gene Ontology annotation, biological process: ubiquitin-dependent protein catabolic process. Gene Ontology annotation, cellular component: cytosol. Gene Ontology annotation, molecular function: polyubiquitin modification-dependent protein binding. The record is from RefSeq and is a predicted model, not a curated record. Lineage: Eukaryota; Metazoa; Chordata; Mammalia; Eulipotyphla; Soricidae.